UGAUAACAGGCCCAGAGAUAGUGCAAGAGGAGGAAGUAGGAAGUAGGGUCGCAUCCUGCCUACGCCUCGAGAUAUGCGAUAUCCAGUGAAUUAUCCAUUGGUUCGCUGAACCUUCAUACUCAAAUAUUUGCAGCAGUCGGCCCUCCUUCAAGCAUACACCCUUCAGACCUUCUCAUCUCCGUGGCCGCGCGGGUUGUUGCUCCUUGCUCCUUGCUCCUUUUACCUACUCCCUAUCCAUCGCUCCUCUCCCCAGAGUUCUGGUGUACGCUCGUACUCCAAGGGUCCCUCCUACCGCCAGAUCCAGACUACUCGUGCGAGAGUUUAAUAUACAACACAGCCACUACUACUACUACUACUGCUACUACUACUACUACUACUGCUACUACUACUACUACUACCACCACCACCACUACUACAUUACUUCAACUACUCCCACCAACUUAACUAUUCACUGCCUGCUCUUUUUGCACACUUACACUUUCACCGUUAUCUCUUCCUCGAAGCCUUCACCUCGACUUCUUCUUGCUCAGCCUCGAUCCUAUUUCACCCGAGCAAAGUUCGGCGCUGCGCAUCGCAUCGUCUCGCUUCGAUCAGCGACUUCCCGUGCCUUGUGGUUGGUGUCAGGAGGCCUUGUCUCGUCCGUUUGCUCUCAGCCUACAUUGAAACUUGAUUCACAUAUACCCAAAAAAAGCGGACGUAUCAUUCGAAGCUUCUAUUAGUGUCUUUCCAGGCGCCCCAACAAAACCCAUUGGUCGCGCGAUCGAAAUGCCCAACAGUGUUUCCAGCUCAGAACGCUCUUCUUCUCCAAACUCAAACCAAAGCUGUUGCCUCGAACUGAAUGCUGUUGUGGUAGUCGAUCGGAUAAAUAAGGAACUUCUUUCGUCGCACCACCCACGCUUGCCUCCCUCGCCAGCUGACAGCAUGGCCAUUCCCGAUCUAAGUCCGUCAUCCAGUCAGUCGGAGCUGAACCGUAUCACAAGAAAAAUCGAACGAGGGGCUCCUGGAGAUGAGGCUAUAUUCGAUCAGAAUAAAAGUCCACAACAAAAGGAGUUGGCAAAACGUAAGAGUCAAUAUUAUGACGGCGCUUUUGCAUACAUUCGCGAGUCCGCUUCCUCUGCACGCGAGCGCAUAUCAAGAGAGUCUAUGAUAGUUGCCGACAUCAGGACCAAUGUGAUCGUGAGUAUAAUCAAUUCUCAACUUCAAUUUGACAUUCACUAAUUCCAUCUUAGGUUCAAGAUGAAUAUGCAUUCAUAACCGAAAUUUCUUAUAGCUUAUCCGCCCGUUAUCAGCGACCCGAGUCCUCAAUACUCGUUACGGUCGCGCAUUCAGCAUGUUUAUUAUUCGGCGGUUCCUUUGAUCCAGCAUAUACUAUGAGUAUCACGGCAUUGCCAUCCCAAGUCCAGCCAGUUACAAAUAAGAGAAACUCGGCUUUGAUUGCAAAGGCCAUGGAAGAUAGUCUGGGUGUGGCUCCUAACCGAGGAAUUAUCAAAUUUAUCCCUAUUUCCGAAGAGAACUUCUCCACCAACGGCAAGACAGUUGCAGGCGAGAUUGAGGAUUUGGAGAGAGAGACGGCCGAAGAGACCAGUAUUACCAGAGGAUUAUCGGUUCGAAAGAAUUCGAGAAGAAAGAGCACGAAGGAAUUGAAGAGAAGGAAGUCCAACGUUCAGCUUCCUACUCAUAAUGAGGAUUUGACACCACCUCUCAGCGCUUGCGAGACCAACCCAACAUCACCACCGCUUCCGAAGAUGCCUCCGAUCCCAUCCGAAAAGAGCUUUAAUGACAGAAAGGCUGAGAAGGUCCAAAGGAUGGGACGAAGAAAGAGCUUCAUCUCCACGAUUUUUGGGAAAUGAUGAGAUGUCUACAUCGGGUGUGCUGAAAUUAAAUACGAAGCGGGUUUGAGGCGCAGCUUUAGCCGAACUUUCCCUCCUUGCAUUAUUCUUUCCUUACCUAGCGUUGGGAGUUUUGAAUCGGGAGCGCGUCAACUAGGGGGGUUGGGCAACACAUACAUACAUGCAUACAUAGAGUGUACAGUUCGGG
Molecule: messenger RNA, 2037 nt
Organism: Hymenoscyphus albidus
Lineage: Eukaryota; Fungi; Ascomycota; Leotiomycetes; Helotiales; Helotiaceae
Source: the annotation of a GenBank genome assembly